AUGGAAAACGUGUACCCAUACGUCAACUACCUAAUUGAGGUGGGGCACGUGUCGCUGGACUACGAGCUGUUCAGGGGAGGAGGAGAGCCAGUCCGUGACGACAUGCUGGCAUACGACAACCUGUUCAACGCGAGCGUGGAUGCAUUCGCUUGGGUGAUGGAGAAGGAAGGGUUCGGAGGGUGGGAGGUGGUGGUGGCGGAGAGUGGGGAGGCGGAGGGCAUGGCGAACGUGUUGGCAUUCAACGGGAAUGUGGUGAGGCGGGCGGUGAGGGGUGCGGGGACGCCAAAGAGGCCCAGCGUAGGCGUGGAGGUUUAUCUGUUCGGACUAUUUGAUGAGAAUAAGAAGGUCGGCAAAGAGUAUGAGAGGCAUUUUGGGCUUAAUGGCACCAGGGCCUAUAAUUUGAACUUCAGUUGA
Rhodamnia argentea is the source of this 414-nucleotide messenger RNA. RefSeq names its product glucan endo-1,3-beta-glucosidase, acidic isoform-like. Gene Ontology annotation, cellular component: plasma membrane. The record is from RefSeq and is a predicted model, not a curated record. Bases 1 to 414 code for a protein of 137 amino acids. Lineage: Eukaryota; Viridiplantae; Streptophyta; Magnoliopsida; Myrtales; Myrtaceae. Gene Ontology annotation, molecular function: hydrolase activity, hydrolyzing O-glycosyl compounds. Gene Ontology annotation, biological process: carbohydrate metabolic process. The transcript has a single exon.